This is a messenger RNA of Hibiscus syriacus, 1510 nucleotides long. Its product is annotated as aminoacylase-1-like. Bases 36 to 1394 code for a protein of 452 amino acids. Lineage: Eukaryota; Viridiplantae; Streptophyta; Magnoliopsida; Malvales; Malvaceae. Gene Ontology annotation, cellular component: cytoplasm. Gene Ontology annotation, molecular function: aminoacylase activity. The transcript has 5 exons. The record is from RefSeq and is a predicted model, not a curated record. Gene Ontology annotation, biological process: amino acid metabolic process.
GGACACCUCGAGCUCGCGGUUUCAAGAAUUCUUCAAUGGAUACACCUCGAGGUUUCAAUCUUCUUCAUCUAUUGUCCCAUUCUUUACUUCUACUCCCACUCCUCACAAAUUCAAAAACGCCGCCAAUCCAAGACGAAAAAUCCAAAAUCAUCUCAAGAUUCCAACAAUACCUCCAAAUCAACACUUCCCAACCAUCCCCGGACUACCAAAAAUCAACCCAAUUCCUCUUAGCCCAAGCCAAUUCCAUUUCCCUAGAAUCCCAAGUCCUCGAAUUUGUCAAAGGCAAGCCAAUCGUUCUCCUCAAAUGGCCAGGCUCAGACCCUUCUCUUCCCUCUAUCCUCCUCAACUCUCACACCGACGUUGUCCCCUCUGAAAGUUCAAAGUGGGUUUAUCCUCCUUUCGGUGCCCACAUCGAUGAAGAAGGCAAUAUCUUUGCUCGAGGCUCCCAGGAUAUGAAAUGCGUCGGGAUGCAGUAUAUAGAGGCUGUUCGUAAGUUGAACAUUUCUGGGUUUCGCCCAAAACGAUCUCUUUACUUGUCGUUUGUUCCCGAUGAGGAGAUUGGUGGCCUUGCUGGUGCUCAGAAGCUUGCUUCCUCUGAUGUAUUCAAGGAUAUGAAUGUCGGUAUAGCGCUUGAUGAAGGGUUGGCUUCCCCUAAUGAGAAUUAUAGGCUAUUCUAUGGGGAGAGGGCUCCAUGGAUGCUGGUGAUAAAGUCGACUGGAGCACCCGGACAUGGAGCCAAGCUUUAUGAGGAUAGUGCCAUGGAGAACCUUUUUAAGAGCAUUGAGAGUAUCAGGAGAUUCCGGGCUUCACAGUUCGAUUUGGUGAAGACAGGUUUGAAGGCGGAAGGCGAAGUUAUCUCGGUUAAUAUGGCCUUUCUGAAGGCCGGCACGCCUUCCCCGACGGGUUUUGUCAUGAAUUUGCAGCCUUCGGAAGCAGAGGCUGGUUUUGAUAUCCGAAUACCACCAAUGGCUAAUCUAGAGUCGUUGGAGAAACGGAUAGCAGAGGAAUGGGCUCCUACUUCACGAAACAUGUCAUUUGAGUUUAGGGGAAAGGGAAUUCCGCAUGAUGACCAGGGAAGGCCACUUGUGACAGCAACUGACAGCUCUAAUCCAUGGUGGGCUCUGUUGGAAGAAGCUAUCAUGAAAACAAAUGGAAAAAUAGGAAAGCCCGAGAUAUUUCCUGCCUCGACAGAUGCUCGUAAUUUUCGACUAGUAGGCCUGCAUGCUAUUGGUUUCUCGCCUAUGGCUAACACUCCCAUUUUGCUUCAUGACCAUAACGAGUUUCUAAACCAUGCCGAGUACUUGCGAGGAAUUGAUGUAUACGUGUCUGUAAUUAAAGCUUAUGCGUCAUAUAUCCCACCCAGAAGACACGAAGAUUCACGAGACGAGUUGUAAGGUACCAGCAUACCGUAAGCGGAGUGGAGAUUGGGGUAUCUCCUCGUAAUGUAUAAAUAGCAAGGAAAGCAAUUUGUGUUUUUUUUUUCAGUCCUCAAAGUAUUAAUAUCAUAUCA